AUGUCUCUGGAUAAAGAAGAGGUUCAUCAGAGGUUAAAAGCAGCUGUGCAUUACACUGUGGGCCGUCUGUGUCAGAAGACUGGACAGGAGCAUCAUAAAGAGUUCAGCAGACAAACCAUCGCAGCAAUAGCAGAGACCAGCUUCAGACAGUGUGAGAUCUUUGCGAGAGAUUUGGAAGCAUUUGCCAGACAUGCAAAAAGAACCACCGUUUCUGCAGAAGAUGUCAAACUCGUAGCUCGUCGCAGCACAGCACUCUCCAUGUACAUACAGAACAAGAGUGAAGAACUGAACCAGGAAAAGAAGAGUACUGGUAAAAGGAAGAGUAAAGACGCUGAGGAGAGCAGAGACCAAGGACUAUAG
Molecule: messenger RNA, 360 nt
Organism: Knipowitschia caucasica
Lineage: Eukaryota; Metazoa; Chordata; Actinopteri; Gobiiformes; Gobiidae
Source: the annotation of a GenBank genome assembly